AUGAUUUCGAAAGAUGGCGCGGAAAAAUUGAUUUGUCCCCGUUUGAAUAAAUCUAAAAACAAUGAUAAUGAUGAUAAAAAAAUCAAUUCUCAAUCAUCAUCAUCAUCAUCAUCAUCUAAAUUGGAAUCUCGAAUCAAAACUCGUACGCGAUCGAAGAAAAAUCAACAAAAUCACAAAAUUCAACGACCAUGUCGUGCUGCAGCCGCAGCAGCAUCAUCAUCAGCAACGACAACUGUCCAUGAUGGGUGUCGUAGUCAUCGUAAUUCCAAACAAAAUUCAUUACGACGUAAAAACCCGGAUGAAGAUAAUCGAUCUAAUGUUAGUUGUAAUAAAACAAAUAGCAGAGAACGAAGUAUAAAACGAAAAACAAACGGACGUUUUCGUAUACCAUUACGAUCAAGAUCAAUGUUUAUAAAAAUACGACAAAAAGGUAGAAAUUUUGGUAUUCGUUGUAAAACAAGUGUUGAAUUAUGGCGUAAAUGGAUUAAACGUGGUAUUGGUUGGGGUUCGAAUGAUAAUAAUGAUUUGAUUGAUAGAUCGAUGACCGAAUCACCAUCAAGACAAAUGCUCAACGAAACAAUGCCAAGCCAAAUGAUUAAUAAAAAGCCAGUGACAAUGAUGAUACGGAAAAAUAUUAUAACAGAUGUAAUACCGGAAGAAGAUGAACAACAAGAUGAAAAAAUCGAUGACAAUAAUAGUGAAAUUCACCGACAACAAUCACGCAAUCAAACAAUCGAUAGUCAAUCAUCGGUCAAAAUCGAAAUCGAAAUCAACGACAUUAAUGAUGAUAAUAAUGAUGGUCAACAACAACAACAACUAACAACUACAAUUGAUGCUGUUAAUUUUUUCCAACAUGAUGCUGGAUUUCUAUCAGUCGAACGUAUACAGCUUGUUUGA
Dermatophagoides pteronyssinus (European house dust mite) is the source of this 897-nucleotide messenger RNA. RefSeq lists its product as uncharacterized. The record is from RefSeq and is a predicted model, not a curated record. NCBI's taxonomy places the organism in Eukaryota, Metazoa, Arthropoda, Arachnida, Sarcoptiformes, Pyroglyphidae.